CGCCGCUUCCACUAAGUCACGUGACUUCUGAGAAAGGGAGCGAGCUGCCUCGGUGCGCUGAUCCGCUGCAGAGCGUCUGAGAGGCGGCUACAGGCAGAGCGUGUGUCCGCUGCUCCGAGGGAACCGCAGAUUUUUAUAGAAUCAUGGCCGCAGGAAGAAUGCGCUGCACGCGACGACUGAGAUCCUGGAUGAUCGAACAGGUCAGCAGUGGGAAGUUCUCGGGGCUGGAGUGGGACGACGAGGCCAAGACCAUGUUCCGCAUCCCGUGGAAACACGCCGGGAAGCAGGACUUCCGCAAAGACGAGGACGCCGCCAUCUUUAAGGCCUGGGCCGAGUUCAAAGGGAAGCUGACGGACGGAGGUCAGGACAACCCGGCGAUCUGGAAGACGCGUCUGCGCUGCGCCCUCAACAAGAGCCCGGAGUUCGAGGAGGUGAUGGAGCGGGCGCAGCUGGACAUCUCCGAGCCCUACAAGGUCUACCGCCUGGUGCCCUUCAGCGAGCAGGGUUUGUCGCUUCCUGAAGAGAAAAGCAGAAAGAAAAGCAGCAGGAAGUCGAAGAGGAGGAGCAGCGAGUUCGAGAGCGACGAAGAGGACGACGUCCACGUCAAGCAGAUAAAGACGGAGGAGGUCUCGUCUCAGAUGUGUGAACACAAGAUCCUGCAGCAGAGCGACGUGCUGGUCCCGACCGACGAGCCCGUCCAGCACAGCACCGUCACCAUCCAGAGGGACGUGGUGGACGAGAUCCAGGUGGACGUUCGGUAUGAGGAGAACGUUCCUGCUUCACAGGAAGGCGACUCCAUCAACGUGAAGCUUCACUACUUAGGGAAGGAGGUUCUCCAACGGCAGAUCCUGGGCUCUGAUGUCCGGAUCACCUACCUCCCUUCCUCCCUCGUUCCCCCGACACCCUCCAACGUCCUGAAGGGCCGGUUCCCACGCAUCCCUCUGCCGGAGCCGCCCUCCACGCUGUCGGCCGGCCCCGAGCUGCAGGCGCUGCAAACCCUGCUGCCCUUCAUGGAGAAGGGGGUGGUGCUGACCUCCGGGGAGCAGGGGGUGUACGGCAAGAGGUACUGCCAGGGGCGGGUCUUCUGGACGGGGCCGCACACGACCACGGGGGGGCCGCACAAGAUGGAGAGAGACUCUGAGCCGGUGCUGCUCUUCAGCAGAGACGCCUUCAAGCAACAGCUGGAUCCUUUCUGCUCGACCGGAGGAGACCCGCCUCAGUGCGGCUUCACUCUGUGUUUCGGAGAAGAACUGAGUGACAGCGACGAUCCGUCCGAGAAGCUCAUCAUCGCUCAGAUCACGCUGCCGUGGGCGGAGCAGCAGGUGCAGAACGCUCGCACCUUCUGCAACUCCAUCAACUUCUUCAAGUCCUUGGCCAGUCAGUCGCCGCUGGGAGAGAUCACCCUGAACCUGGUGGCCGUGCCCUCGCCCACGACGCCCGAGUCGAUCAUGUGGGCGACGCUCUGAACGCGCCAGGCAGCGCGAGGGCUUCAUUCCACACACGAGACACAAUCCCCCAGGUGGUCGCCUGGAAGCACUACACGAAACUGAGAGGUCGUCUUCACUCUUUAAAUAAUGUGACGUUAAAUCUGUUCUUUUCAUUUAACCCAAAGCCAGUGGUUCCCAACUGGAAGACCAGGACUCCCACAGCGUUCAACCAGAUCACUUUGUGUUUGUUGACCCGGCCUUUAAAAGGUUUAUUCUGAUUUAACUUUGUUUGAACCUGGUUCCCAGUGAACACGCAGAGGUCAAAGGUUGGGAACCACAACUUUUACAAACUUAUAAUUAUGUUCAAACUAUAGCACUAUAGAAACCUUGUGAAAUAUUAUUUUACUAUUAACAAUAAAAAAGGGAAACAUA
Pleuronectes platessa (European plaice) is the source of this 1859-nucleotide messenger RNA. RefSeq names its product interferon regulatory factor 9 (gene irf9). The coding region runs from base 144 to 1466 and encodes 440 amino acids. The transcript is spliced from 10 exons. Gene Ontology annotation, cellular component: nucleus. Lineage: Eukaryota; Metazoa; Chordata; Actinopteri; Pleuronectiformes; Pleuronectidae. Gene Ontology annotation, biological process: regulation of transcription by RNA polymerase II; immune system process. The record is from RefSeq and is a predicted model, not a curated record. Gene Ontology annotation, molecular function: protein binding; DNA-binding transcription factor activity, RNA polymerase II-specific; RNA polymerase II cis-regulatory region sequence-specific DNA binding.